AGGGGGGUCAGGUGCUCAUUUAGCCAACCAUAUUAAACUUGUAAACCAGCACGCAUGCACGUAAUGUAAAUAAAUAACUUUAGUACAAACUAGUGUAUGAUUAUGUUAUUUUAACAUAAAGAAAAUAGCAAAUAAUUAUGUAAAUUAGUACGUAUGUAGUUUGGAUUUUUAUUUUUAUUAUACUGUCACUAAACAGAGGGUCACUUAAUGAAGUAACACUCACAAUUUGUUUGUACCUUAACAGCACAUUUACUUAUUGUCUAUUAACAUUAAGACAGAUUGUAAAUUUAGAUAAGCAACUGGAACAAGUUCACGCAAGUGAGGAAAGUUCUCUGAUUGCAAUUCACUUGGGAGUGGCCAGAAACGAUUCUUUUACAUGUGACUCAAGCAGCUCACGACUUCCGGUCUUUGACCAAGUAUACUCUGGGUAGCCUAAGAACAUCCGUUUGAAGGCGAGCUAACGUGAGAAGGCGAAACAUCCCCUGCAUAGGGUUGUGCGCUGGGUUUGGGACCCGCCACGUAAAAAAACACCCCCAAUGAAAAUCAACUAUAAGCCUCGGAUGAGAAACCCCCCUUUCGAUGACGACCAUGGCAAACGAAAUAAGGACUACGAUUUGAGGGCAUGCACCUGGAAUGUCCGGUCCCUUAAUUGGGAAGGUGCCGCUGCCCAGCUGGUUGAUGUCCUCGUGAAAAUAAAGGCUGACAUCACCGCCGUCCAAGAAAUGCGAUGGACGGGACAAGGACAGAGACGAGUAGGUCCUUGUGACAUCUACUACAGUGGCCAUGUAAAGGAGCGCAAGUUUGGUGUUGGAUUCGUGGUUGGAGAGAGACUCCGUCGCCGAGUACUAUCAUUCACUCCGGAGAAUGAACGUCUAGCCGGAAGAGAAGGACGAUGUGACCAAAGAUGCCUUUUAUGAGUGCUUGGAGCGCACUUAUGAGAGAUGCCCCCGCCACGAUGUCAAAAUCGUGCUUGGCGACUUCAACGCCAGGGUGGGCAAAGAAGGUAUCUUUGGCACUACGGUCGGUAAAUUCAGCCUCCACGAGGAAACAUCCCCAAAUGGGUUGAGGCUGAUCGACUUCGCCGGGGCCCGACAUAUGGUUAUCUGUAGUACUAGAUUCCAGCAUAAGAAGAUACAUCAAGCUACCUGGGUGUCUCCGGAUCGAAAAACUACCAACCAGAACGAUCAUGUUGUGAUAGACGGAAGACACGUUUCCAGUGUUUUAGAUGUGCGUGCGCUCCGAGGUCCUAACAUCGACUCGGACCACUAUAUUGUUGCAGCCAAAAUUCGCACCCGCCUCUGUGCAGCAAAAAACGCACGCCAACAAACACAAGGAAGGUUCGACGUCGAGAAGCUGCAAUCACAACAGACAGCCGAACGAUUUUCUACUCGGCUUGCACUCCUGCUCUCUGAGAGCACUCGUCAACAACUCGGUAUAAGGGAACUGUGGGACGGCAUUUCAAACUCCUUACGUACAGCUGCAACCGAAACCAUUGGUUUUCGGAAAGUGCAAAAGAACAGCUGGUACGACGAGGAGUGCCGUGUCGCAGCGGAGAGAAAACAGGCUGCCUACCUCGCAACGUUACGAUCGACCACAACACGUGCGGGAUGGGAUAGAUACCGAGAGUUGAAGAGGGAAGCGAGACGCAUUUGCAGACAGAAGAAGAAAGAGGCCGAAAUGCGUGAGUACGAACAGCUCGAUAAGCUGGCCGACAGGGGUAAUGCUCGAAAAUUCUACGAAAAGGUGCGGCGGCUUACAGAAGGUUUCAAGACCGGAGCAUACUCCUGUAGAACCCCCCAAGGUGAUCUAGCCACCGAUGCCCAGAGCAUACUUAAAUUAUGGAGGGAACACUUCUCCAGCCUGCUGAAUGGCAGUGAACGCACAACACCAGGAGAAGGCGAACCCGAUACCCCAAUCGAUGACGAUGGAGCAGACGUUCCAUUGCCCGACCAUGAAAAAGUUCGAAUAGCAAUUACCCACCUGAAGAACAAUAAAGCGGCAGGGGCGGAUGGAUUGCCGGCCGAGCUAUUCAAACCCGGCAGCGAACAACUGAUAAGAAGCAUGCAUCAGCUUCUUUGUAAAAUAUAGUCGGAUGAAAGCAUGCCCAACGAUUGGAAUUUAAGUGUGCUAUGCCCAAUCCAUAAAAAAGAAGACUCUGCAAUCUGCGCCAACUACCGUGGGAUAAGCCUCCUCAACAUCGCAUAUAAGGUUCUAUCGAGCGUAUUUUGUGAAAGAUUAAAGCCCACCGUCAACAAACUGAUUGGACCUUAUCAGUGUGGCUUUAGACCUGGCAAAUCAACAACCGACCAGAUAUUCACCAUGCGCCAAAUCUUGGAAAAGACCCAUAAAAAGAGAAUUUACACGCACCAUCUAUUCGUCGAUUUCAAAGCUGCUUUCGACAGCACGAAAAGGAGCUGCCUCUAUGCCGCGAUAUUUGAAUUUGGUAUCCCCGCAAUACUAAUACGGCUGUGUAAACUGACGUUGACCAACACCAAAAGUUCCAUCAGGAUCGGGAAGGACCUCUCCGAGCCGUUCGAUACCAAACGAGGUUUCAGAGGUUUCCUUAUUAGGGAUGGAAAGCGCGCGAGCGGAAUCGAUUUUUGACUUUGGAAUCGACUUCUAAUUUUUCGAUUCUGGAAGUCAAUUAAUCAAUUACCGGCGUUUAUUGAGGCAAUUGAUAGGGUACUAGCUGAUUAUGCAGGACAACAACAGGUAGCAUUCAGAGUAGUUUAUAUUUUAAAAAUUUUAGGAUCGGCAAAAAAUUUUUUAACAUUGAAUCCUCGAGAAAAUUGGGAUACAUGCAAAAUAAAAUUAAAACAGCAACAAAGAACCAAAUGACUUUGACCAACGACAUCGCUAACCUUAGGGUGGGUAGUAUCGGUGAACUUGGAAGGAAAACAAAAGAAAUAAUGGAUAAUAUUACCGAAUAUUGUGCUUUGAGUGAAACACGCGGCAUGAUGAAAGAAAUGUUUUCAGGAAUGGUUAUACAAAGGGUAAAGCAACUUGCAGCAGGUAUUUUCGCCUAUAUGAUAUGGAAUAUAACGACAUGGGCAGACAGGACAAAUACGAUCCACAAUUUUAUAGGGCUAGACGAUAGAAAUUUAAAUCCUAUAAUAUUAGCAAGAAACAGAAAUUCAAACCAAUUUGUUCAGAAGGCAAGAAAUUUUAAUAGUAACCAAAAUCAAAAUAAUCAAAGAAUAAACAACUUUAGGGGACAAAAUAUUGGCGAUCAAAACCAUGAUCGUUAUUAUACACAAAUUAAUUCGAGACGAUACUCUCAAAGCAAUACCAACUUUUCAGGGCAAAAUAAUUAUCACCCGAAUAAUCCGCAGAGACAAACUAAUUAUCGGACAGGAAAUUCAGGCCCAUAUCAAUAUCGUAAUAAUAAUACUAAUAACUAAUCAAAAUAAAAUAUUUAUUUCACUUACUUUGUUCAACAAAAAUGGUCUGCAUUGGUAGAUCCAGGCUCUACUAUUAGUAUUAUGAAAAAAAUCAAGCUUUGAACAUUAUAAGUUACCGGUUCUAGAAAAAAAUAGGGGUAUUCAGACCGAAGCCUGUUAAUUUGGUAAUUCGUUAGUUGAUACUUCGUACUUUUUGCCCUACCUUGGUAGUAUGGUAAAUUUUAUUCCGAAACAGCUGAUUCAAUUUUAUUAAAUAGUAAAAAUGCCUCAACAAAGUGCAAAAUCAAAAAUUGUCAGUCAUUUAAUUGAAAAUUAUGUGGAGCAGAUCAAAUUUAUUACUGGUAAGUAAUUAAAAUUUAUGUACAGAGGAGCAGGAGAACAGCUGAUGUGAUAUUACCGAGUAACGAAACAAUUAUCAAGCUUGCCAGAUGGAUAGUUCGUUACUCGGUAGAACGAUAGUCUGUUAAUUUUAUAAAAAAAAUACAUGUAAUAAACUACCGAAUAACGACUAACGAAUUAACAAGGCUGGUCUGAAUACCCUAAUAAAACAAUAAUUAGUACACUGAAUGGUGAUAUAAGAGCGUCUAACGAAAGAGUUAAGACACCAUGUCCGCUAGAAUUUAAAUACCCUCACAAUGCUAGGAUGAGAUGGUUGAAAAUAGACUUUGAAAAACCGUACGAUCUUCUACUAGGGAACGAUUUUAUAUUUAAUAAUUUCAAUAUAAUCGAUAUUGAAAACGAAGAAAUUGAGCUUAAAAAUGGUGUUAAAAUUCCGUUUUAUUCAAAAACUAUCCAAGAGUAAGUAUAUGCAUUGGAAGAAAGUAAAAUACAAAACAUUCAAUUGGAUCAUUUAAAAUGAAAUGAACGAAAGGAGGUUGAAAAAUUGCUAAAGAAGUAUAAAAAAUUGAUGUAUGUAUAAAGAAGGAGAUGCCUCGACAAACAUAAAAACGGUGGUCCACGAAAUAAGAACCACCACAAACCAGCAAAUCAAUUCAAAAAUAUAUAGGUUACCCCAAAACAUGAGAAAAAAGCCAUAAGGCAAAUUAGGGAGCUAGAAAAACAAGGUAUAAUUCGGAAAAGUAGGAGUAAAUAUAGUUCACCUAUUUUCAUAGUACCAAAAAAAUGUGAUAGCAUGGGCAAUAAAAAAUUUCGGUUAGUAAUCGACUACCGUAGACUAAAUCAAAUAACUGUCGAUGAUAAAUAUCCUUUGCCAAACAUUGAUGGAAUCUUAGACAAGUUGGACAAGGCGCAGUACUUUAGCACUCUUGAUCUAGCCAAAGGUUACCAUCAAAUUUUAGUGGAUAAAAAGGAUAUUGAAAAGACAGCUCUUGUAUCUCCGGUGGGAUUAUACGAAUAUACAAUAUAAGAAUGCCUUUCGGACUAAAAAAUGCUCCGGCAACCUUUCAACGACUAAUGAAUAACAUAUUAAGAGAAUACAUACAUAAAUAAGAUAUGUGUCGUUUAUUUAGAUGACGUAUUAAUCUUUUCAACGUCAUUAGAGGAACAUUUAAACUUCUUAGAGAAAUUUUUUUCAAAGUUGAAGGAACAUAAUUUAUAAAUUCUAGUCGGUAAAUGUAGUUUUCUAAAAAGGGAAACAAAAUUUUUCGGGCAUACCUUAACAAAAGAAGGGAUUAAACCAAAUCAGGACAAGAUAGCAGCAAUACAAAAUUUUAAAAUACCUAGAACUGAAAAACAAUUAAAAAGUUUUUUGGGAGCCACUGGUUAUUAUAGAAAGUUCAUUAGGGACUACUCAAAAAUUGCAUAUCCAAUGAUUAAAUAUUUAAAAAAAGGUAAUAAAAUAAAUUCAAGAGAUCCGCAGUACAUAGCUAGUUUUGAAAAUUUGAAAGCACUAAUAUCAUCACAUCCAAUUUUAAAAUUUCCUGAAUAUGAUAAGGAAUUUACCAUUAUAACGGAUGCAAGUGAUUACGCAAUAGGCGCAGUGCUUUCUCAACAAGGUCAGCCAGUGUGCUACAUUAGCAGAACUUUACAUAACCAUGAGCAGAAAUAUGCUACAACAGAUAAAGAAUUUCUAGCCAUUAUAUAUUCAAUAACCUAUUUCGGGCCAUACAUAUAUGGCACAAAAUUUAAAAUUAUAAAUGAUCAUUGCCCGAUAGUAUUUUUAAAUAAUAAAUAUAAAGGAAGGGAGUUUUCACAACGUCACCAAAGGUGGUUAACUCUCCAAAAAUCGACGAAAUUAAUAAUAAAGAAUCCAAUUUAUAAAUGUCAGAUACAAUACAUUCCGCAGAAGAGGGACUAUUAGAAUACUUCGUCAUAAAAGAAGAAAUUGUCAACAAGUAUAACACAAAUUAUAAUAACAUAUAGUCUUCAAACUGAAGUUCAAAUAAUACAUGGAAGGAAAGUAAUCGAGAUCAACCCUAUUAAUACGGAGAACAUAUUGAAAAAUAUUUUCCCAAGGCAUAUUGGCAAGGGCAAAGUGGGUAUUUUUUCCGAAGUAGAGUAGACCGAUUAUCACAAAAUUCAACUAUUACUUAUAAGCAUGUUUUCUUGCAAUAGCAAGUUGCAAUUCAUUAAAUGUACAAAAAGAGCAACAGAAAUUAUACAAGAAGAAGAUCUGCAUAAACAAAUUUCACUUUACCAUAGUAAUGAGUCAAUGCACAUCGGAAUAAACGAGACUUACAGUACACUUAAAGAUAAAAUAUACUAUCCAUAAUUAAGGCAACAUGUACAGUAGGCAUAUAACUUUUUACAAUUUUUGCAAAUACGAAAAACGGCAUACCAUAGUCGAAUAGAGAAUAAAAAAGUAUGAACUCCAUUAUUUUUUUUUUUUUGCGAAAUUGCAAAAAAGUUUCCGCGCAAAACGAAAUUACUUUUUUAUCAGAACUGCUGAAAAAACAAAAAAAGUUUUGCACACUGUACACGUUUUUCUUCAUAAUAAUAGAUUUUUUUUUAACUAAUAAUCUUCCUAUUAUUCCAAACGCCUUUUAAUGGACCUAAGGGAAGUGCCCCACCCACCCCAAACUAAUUUUUCUUCAGAAAAUUCUGAUUCAAUGUAAUAAUAACACAAAAAAAAAAUGUUGACUUUUUUUAGAAAUCCAUUUUUGCGCGGAACGUUUUUGAACCGAAAUCACCUAAAAAAGUGAUAUUCAUUACUUGUACAAUAUUUGCUACCACGUGGUGGUAUGCCAAAUUUUUCGUCAAAAUUUGUUAUAUGCCUAAUGUACA
Molecule: messenger RNA, 6584 nt
Organism: Bactrocera dorsalis (oriental fruit fly)
Lineage: Eukaryota; Metazoa; Arthropoda; Insecta; Diptera; Tephritidae
Exons: 2
Coding region: 1096-2088 (330 amino acids)
Source: RefSeq, a predicted model, not a curated record